ACCAAUCUAAUGCAUUUAUUUUGAAGUAAAAAAUUUUACAAAAAUAUGAUUAUAUGCCAUGAAGAAAUUAACCAAAUUAUUUAAAAUAAAUUUUGGUUUAUUGAGUUUCACUUUUCCCGUUACUUUUUUCACUAGAAAGUGCAAUGUUUGCUGGAGAGAUGAGAUUUUCUGGGCUCUGCUUGUUUAGAUAGAAAAUGGAUUGAGGAAAUUUUUUUGGGCAUGGUGGUAUAUUUCCAUAUCUAACUAGCUGCUUCUGAUUUGUCGAUUGUUCGCUGCCUUGGCCAUUGUUUUUCUGCAACGGAUGCUACAAAUUAGGGCUGGGCGAGAUUCGGCGCUUUACGAUCUUCAAAAUUGGUGAGAGACACGAGCGUUCUCUAGAAAUGGGUACUAGUUUCCUCUGUAGAAGAGUAGUGUCACUCGCAAAUGUGGCGCAAGUGUUUGAAAUUUCAAGGGCCCCGGUGCAUUUUCUUCAAAAUAGGCAACUUCUUAUGUUUAGAUCUUUCUCUUCGCCCAAACAACACUCUUUCACGGUGUCUUACCUCAUGAACUCAUGUGGAUUGUCCCCAGAAAGUGCUCUGUCUGCAUCACGGAAGGUACAGUUUGAAACCCCAGAGAGAGCAGACUCCGUCCUCGCACUCCUUAGGAAUUAUGGAUGCACCAAUACCCAUAUCUCCAAAAUUGUAAGCAGGUAUCCGGUCCUGCUCACUGCCAAUCCUGAGAAGACCCUUUUGCCCAAACUGGAGUUUUUCCGUUCUGUAGGCUUUUCAGGGCCUGACCUUGCCAGCAUUGUCGCUGCUAGCCCACAGAUCUUGAGAAGGAGCUUGGAAAAUCAUGUUAUUCCUAGUUAUAAUUUCCUCAAGAGUGUAGUUAUAGUCAAUGAAAAAAUUGUGAGGGCCCUCAGUAAGUCAUACUGGCUUAAUGGUCAAACCUUGCAAAACACCAUUGCUCCAAAUAUUGAAAUUCUGAAAGAAAUUGGAGUUCCCAUAUCAAAGAUUUCGUUUUUUGUGACAUGUCACCCUAGUGCAGUGUCCCAAAACAAGAAAAAGUUUAGUAGAAUUGUCAAGAUGGUUACUGAAAUGGGAUUUGAUCCUUUGAGAGUUAAGUUUGUGAAAGCAGUAAAAGUGAUCUGUGAAAUGGGUGAAUCAAUGUGGGAGCAUAAAAUGGAGGUUUAUAGGGGGUGGGGUUUGACAGAUGAUGAUAUUAUGUUGAUGUUCAAGUCAGAUCCCUUAUGCAUGGCAGCAUCUGAGAGGAAAAUAAUGAGUGUGAUGGAUUUUUUGGUUAAUAAGAUGGGUUGGGAACAUGCAGCUGUUGUUAGGUAUCCAACAGUCUUUUUGUGCAGUUUGGAGAAGAAGAUCAUUCCAUGGUGUUCAGUGGUGAAAGUUAUUCAAAUGAAGGGGUUGGUGAAGAAGGAUCUGUGUUUGUGUAUUUUAGGCUACAGUGAAAAGAAUUUCUUCAAUAGGUUUGUGGUCAGAUAUGAGCAAGAUGUUGCUGAGCUUUUAAAUGUAUAUCAAGGAAAAAUUGGUAUUUUUGAACUUGGCUUUGUAUCUGAGGGGAUAUGGGAGAAGAAACAGUUGCAUGUUAACUUCUCUUUGCACUUGAUCGAUUUUUUGGUUAAUAAGAUGGGUUGGCAAGCUGUAGCUAUUGCCAAAUAUCCACUGGUUUUGCGAUAUAAUUUGGUGAAGAGGAUCAUCCCUAGGUGUUCAGUGGUGAAAUCUUUGCUACUGAAAGGGGUUGGUAAAGAAGGAUUUGUGUUUAAGUAUGUUUUUUAUGCUCAAUGAGAGGGAUUUCUUGGAUAAAUAUGUGAUCAAAUUCCAGGAAUAUAUUCCUCAGUUGUUGAAUAUACAUCAAGGAAAAAUGAGUUUUCUGGAACUUGGCUUUGAG
Molecule: messenger RNA, 1881 nt
Organism: Vitis vinifera (wine grape)
Lineage: Eukaryota; Viridiplantae; Streptophyta; Magnoliopsida; Vitales; Vitaceae
Product: transcription termination factor MTERF2, chloroplastic-like
Exons: 3
Coding region: 381-1778 (465 amino acids)
Biological process (GO): chloroplast organization; regulation of DNA-templated transcription
Cellular component (GO): chloroplast
Molecular function (GO): double-stranded DNA binding
Source: RefSeq, a predicted model, not a curated record